Molecule: messenger RNA, 2873 nt
Organism: Oryza sativa Japonica Group (Japanese rice)
Lineage: Eukaryota; Viridiplantae; Streptophyta; Magnoliopsida; Poales; Poaceae
Product: pentatricopeptide repeat-containing protein At5g03800
Biological process (GO): RNA modification
Cellular component (GO): intracellular membrane-bounded organelle
Molecular function (GO): zinc ion binding; protein binding; RNA binding
Source: RefSeq, a predicted model, not a curated record
AUGGCCAUCUCCACCUCAUCCGCCGCUCCGCCGCCUCGCCUCCUCCCGCCCCAACCUCCACCCACCUCCCGCCCCCUCCCGCCGCCGCCGCCGCCUCCUCCUCCCGCCCAUGGCCCCUCGCCGCCGCCGCCGCGAACCCGCCUCCACACCCGUGCGCUCGCCGCCGCGGCUUCCGCCGACCCGCGCGCGGCGCACGCGGUCGCCGUCAAGUCGGGCUCCGCGGCGUCGUCGGGCGCCCGCGCCUGGAACGCCGUCAUGUGCGGGUACCUCCGGGCGGGCGCGCUGGCGGAUGCGCGGGGGGUGUUCGAGCGGAUGCCCGCCCGCGACGCCGCCUCCUACAGCGCGCUCAUCUCGGGCCACGCGCGCCUCGGCUCCCCGGCCGCCGCGGGGGUGGAGCUGCUCGGACGCAUGCGGCUCGCGGGCAUGGCGCCUACCGAGUACACCUUCGUCGGCCUCCUCACCGCCUGCGCCCGCCGCGGGAACCCGCGGCUCGGGUCCCAGGUGCACGCCCUGGCCGUCAAAGGCAACUCCCCGUGCGGCGGCGGCGGCGGCUCGCUCCUCGUCGACAACGCGCUGCUCGGGAUGUACGUCAAGGGCGGCCGCUUCGACGACGCGCUGAAGGUGUUCGACGGGAUGGAGCGACGGGACGUCUCGUCGUGGAACACGGUCCUGUCCGGCCUGGUCGAGCUGGGGAGGUACGACGAGGCGUUCGAGCUGUUCGGGGACAUGCGGGACAGCGGCGUUGGGGCCGACAGGUUCUCGCUCUCGGCGCUGUUGGCUGCGGCCGCCGAGGGGUUCGGCCUGCACGAGGGCGCGGCGGUGCAUGCGUUGUCGCUCAAGUCUGGGCUGGAGAUGGAUUUGAGCGUUGGCAACGCGCUCGUCGGGUUCUACGCGGAGCAUGGUCAUUCCAUUGAGGAUGUGGUUGAUGUGUUUGAGAGAAUGCCUGCGAAGGAUGUGAUUUCAUGGACCGGGUUACUCAAUGGAUACAUGGAGUUUGGCCUUGUUGACAUGGCAAUGGAUGUGUUCGACCGUAUGCCUGUGAGGAAUUUUGUUACAUACAAUGCAGUGUUGACUGGGUUUAACCACAACAAGGAAGGUGUCCGGGUUACCUUUGCUAGAAAGUCAGGGCUGCGAGGACUCGGGUUGUUUAAGCAGAUGCUGGAGGAUGGACUGGAGAUCUCAGAUGUAACUGUCACAGGUGUCCUGAAUGCUUGUGCUAUUACUGCGGAGAGGAAGAUGAGUGAGCAGGUUCAAGCAUUUGCGAUUAAAUGUGGCUGCGGUUCAACUCCUUGGAUCGAUGCCGCUUUGAUAGACAUGUGCAUCAAGUGUGGCAGGUCUGGAGAUGCACAUCUUCUGUUUGAGAAAUGGCGCCACGAGGAGAGUUUUCACAUUGCUUGGAAUUCUUUGCUGGCUGCAAGUUUCAGAGAUGGGGAGUAUGAGAAAGCACUUUCCACUUUCCUUAAGAUGUUUAGAAGCAAUGAUGUUCAGUUCAUUGAUGAAUUCAUCUUGACUACUGUUCUUGGAGCAUGUGGAGCCUUAGGUUUUGCUGAAUUCGGAAAGCAAAUGCAUUGCUUUGCUGCAAAAUCUGGGCUUCUGAGUGCUCAGGGAGUUGGUAAUGCGAUCAUUAGUAUGUAUGGCAAGUGUGGGGCAUUGGAAACUGCAGUCAAUGUCUUUAAGCGAAUGCCUUGUAGAGACUUGGUUUCAUGGAAUGCUCUGAUCACUUCUCAUCUUCUUCAUCGCCAGGGAGAUGAGAUACUGGACCUGUGGUCUCAGAUGGAGAGAUUGCCCAUCAAACCUGAUUCUGUUACCUUUCUCCUGGUCAUAUCAUCUUGCAGCUACACAAGCUCAAAUUCUGCUGAUAAAUGUAGGGAGCUAUUCCUUUCUAUGUCAAGCAUAUAUGGCAUUGAACCAGCUGUGGAACACUACGCAGCAUUUGUUCAUGUCCUUGGAUGCUGGGGUCAUUUUGAGGAGGCAGAGCAGCUUAUCGGUAAAAUGCCGUUCAAGCCUAGUGCAUUGGUUUGGCGAUCUUGUCUAGACAGCUGUAACAGGCAGCCCAACAUGACCAUGCGGAGGCUAGCAAUGAGGCAUCUACUCGCACUGGAACCACAGGAUCCAUCCACAUAUGUCCUGGCAUCAAAUCUCUACUCAGAAUCAGCAAGAUGGCAAUGCUCUGAGAGCACAAGGCUGAAGAUGCGUGAAAAGGGUAUGCGUAAGAUUCCAGCAAGGAGCUGGACAUUUCAUGGCAACUCUAUUCACUCAUUUUUCGCACGGGAUAGGUCACAUCCCCAGUCCAAGGACAUCUACGCUGGCCUCGACGUGCUAAUCCUUGAGUGCAUGAAGGCUGGGUAUGAACCGGACACCACCUUCGUGCUACACGACGUCGAGGAAUACCAGAAGAGGCACUUCCUGAUGUACCAUAGCGUGAAGCUAGCUGCCAUGUAUGGCCUUCUAAUGUCAGGACAUGGUGAAACCAUCCGCGUCGUGAAGAACGUCCGCAUGUGUGGUGAUUGCCACUCAUUCCUGGAGUAUACUUCUGCAGCUACCGGUAAAGAGAUCUUGGUCAGGGACUCGGCUGGGUUUCAUAUUUUCUGUGGAGGGAAAUGCUCUUGUAGAGGAUAGAAACUGGGUACCAAUUUUGACAUCUUUGUACACCCUCUCUGUAGUAAAUUGAUUUAGAAAGUAUAGAAGAAAUGAUAUCCUUGUAUUAAGGUUUUUUGUACAUCACUAUGAUUUCCUUCAGAGAACUGUGGCUGUCAUCAUACUUCAUACUCAGCCAGCAUUGUUUUUGGCUGCACAUUCUUCUAGCAGUGUAAAUAUUCUCUGAAAAUUGAGGUUCGGUUGAUCUUGAUGUCAUUACUCUGGUAACCUGCUUU